This is a messenger RNA of Rotaria sp. Silwood1, 2310 nucleotides long. Lineage: Eukaryota; Metazoa; Rotifera; Eurotatoria; Philodinida; Philodinidae. The record is from the annotation of a GenBank genome assembly.
AUGUCAUCGAUUCCAUUAUUUAAAUGCCAGAUAAACACAGACGAUAUAGAUUUCAUUGGCAAUAUUCUUAAAAACCAAAACUUUAUUCAACAGUCUACGUUGUCGACAUUUAUCAGAUCAUAUAUAGAUUAUAAUAUUCAAGUUGAUUUAUCUCAAUCAUUUGAAUUUCCAUCAAUUAUUUGUUGUUGUUCAACCGUAUCGGUAUCAUUACCUAAAUUAUUAUCAUUGUUAAAACCCAAAUCUUCUUCUACAAUUGACCUUAUUGUUUUAAAUCAAUCAUCUGAUCAUAUAGAUUGGAAUUCUUUAGUUAAUCUUAUAUCUACAUACAAUUUAUCAUUAUAUAUUGUUAAUGAUGAAUAUGAUUUACUUAAAAAGCUUUAUGAAAUAAUAAAUAAAGUAGCUGAACACAAAAUUGAGAAAAAAUCUAUUUCAAUGAAUCAUAUCCAUCUGAACUUACAGGAAAAUAUCCAGGAACGAGAAAAUGUUUUUUAUCAUGUUUCAAAACUUACGCGUGAAAAACGUGCAGCAGCACUAGGACAACGUGGAGCAUUUCGCGGUUCGACUGUUUGGUUAACUGGACUUUCGGGAGCUGGCAAAUCGACCAUAGCUUUUGCAUUAGAAGAAUAUAUUGUAAGCAAAGGUUUACCAGCGUAUUGUCUCGAUGGUGAUAAUAUUCGAUGUGGUCUUAAUAAAAAUCUUGGAUUUUCUGAUAGUGAUCGUUUUGAAAAUAUACGACGUAUUGCUGAAGUUGCAAAACUAUUUGCUGAUGCUGGUCUGAUGUGUAUUGUUGCUUUUAUUAGUCCAUUUGAAGAAGAUCGAGCAUCUGCUCGAAAAUUACAUGAAAGUUCACAAAUUCCAUUUAUUGAAGUUUUUGUUAAUACUCCAUUAUCUGUAUGUGAACAGCGAGAUACGAAGGGCUUAUAUCAAAAAGCACGAAACGGAUUACUUAAAAACUUUACAGGUAUUGAUGCACCGUAUCAAGCACCAGUACAUCCUGAUGUCAUCGUUGAUACAAGUAUAAUAUCUAUCGAUCGUUCUCUUGAAAUGAUUAUAGGAAAAUUAGCUGAACGUCAUGUUUUAUCACCAACAUUAAUUCUUGCUGUACGUGAACUUUUCAUGGAUGAAGAUAUGCGUGAAAAAGCAUUAGAUGAAUUUCCAAAAUUAGAUAAACUUGAUAUUACUGAAUUAGAUUUACAAUGGAUUCAAGUAUUAAGUGAAGGUUGGGCAACUCCACUUGCUGGUUUUAUGCGUGAAGUAGAAUACUUACAAUGCUUACAUUUUGGUUGCUUAAUGAAAGGUCAUGUUGAAAAUCAAACCAUUCCAAUUGUUCUACCAUGUACAACUGAAGAUAAAGAACGUCUAAAAUCAUCUUCAAAGAUUGCUCUAUGUUAUAAUGAAAAAUUUGUUGCUAUUUUAAAAAAACCUGAAUUUUAUGAACAUAGAAAAGAAGAACGAUGUUCAAGAAUUUUCGGUACUACAAAUCCUGAACACCCUCAUAUUAAAAUGAUUCUUGAAAGUGGUGAUUGGUUAAUUGGUGGUGAUCUUGAAGUACUUGAAAGAAUUCAAUGGAAUGAUGGUCUUGAUCAAUUUCGUUUAACACCAAAUGAAUUACGACAACGUUUUCGUGAAAUGAAAGCUGAUACUGUAUUUGCUUUUCAACUUCGAAAUCCAAUUCAUAAUGGUCAUUCACUUCUUAUGCAGACAACCCGUCAAUUGUUAAUUGAUCGUGGAUUUCAUAAUCCUGUUCUUCUUCUUCAUCCUUUAGGUGGUUGGACGAAAGAAGAUGACGUUCCAUUACCUGUACGUAUGGCUCAACAUCAAGCUUUUUUAAAUGAAGAUAAAGAUGAUAAACUUGAUCGUUCUCGAACUGUUCUUGCUAUAUUUCCAUCACCAAUGAGUUAUGCAGGUCCAACUGAAGUACAAUGGCAUGCUAAGGCUCGUAUGUGUACCGGAGCAAAUUUUUAUAUUGUUGGUCGUGAUCCAGCUGGUUUACCACAUCCAUCUAAUAAAUCCAAAGAUCUCUAUGAUCCAACUCAUGGUGCAAAAGUUUUAACAAUGGCACCUGGUCUUAAUCAAUUACAAAUAUUACCAUUUAAAGUAGCUGCUUAUCAUCGUAGUUUGAAAACUAUGGCUUUUUAUGAUCCAAGUAAACAUGAUGAAUUUGAUUUUAUAUCUGGUACACGAAUGAGAAAGAUAGCUCGAAAUGGUGAACAACCUCCUGAUGGAUUUAUGGUACCAGCAGGAUGGAAAGUUUUAGCUAAUUAUUAUCAAUCAUUAGCAAAAGAAUCUGCAGAUACAAUGCAAAAUUAA